AUGGCACCCAAGAAAUCGCAACAGCAGAAGUUGUCGCUCGGCGACUUCCUGAACGACCAGUCGCUCGGCUCGUGGGCCGAUGAGAUGGAGACUGCUCCUCUUCCUGCCGCUCCUUACCAAUCUUCCCGUACCAACACUUCGUCCGGCGGCUGGGGCGCCUCUUCCCGCCCUGCUGCCCCUGCUGGCGACGAUGCCGCUGCUGGUGGUUUCCGCGACCGUACCGCUGGCUACGCCGUUCGCGAGCAGCUCCCCAUGCCCGACAAGCCCCCAUACACCGCCCAUCUCGGCAACCUUUCUUUCGAAGUCACCGAGGCCGAUGUCCGCGAUUUCCUCGACGGCUGUGAGGUUACCAGCGUCCGCAUUGUUGAGGACAAGAUGGACCGCAGACCCAAGGGUUUCGGUUACGUCGAGUUUGGUACCGUCGACGGCCUGAAGAAGGCUCUUACUCUCAGCGAGACCCAGUUCCAGGGCAGAAACAUCCGCAUCAGCGUUGCCGACCCCCCCAAGGACCGUGAACCUCAGCGCGAACUCAACGACUGGACCCGCAAGGGUCCCCUUCCCGACCUUCCCGGACAGCGUGACGGUGGCAUGCGCCGUGGAAUGGGCGACAGAGCUGGUAGCUUCAGACAAGGUCCCCCCGAAGGUGUCGACUCCAAGCCCCGCGACUUUGGCAACUGGGAGAGAAAGGGACCCCUCACCUCCGCUGAGCCCAGACCCCAAGGUGAGCGCAGAGAAUCAAACUUCAACAGAGAGCCUAGAGAACCCAGAGCUGCUCCCCAAUGGGGUGAGGGCGCUGCCGACCGUGCUUCCGGAACCGGCGAGAGACCUCCCAGACCUGAGAGACCCGAGAGACAGCCCACCGCUGCCGAUAUGGACGACAAGUGGAGAGCCAGAAUGAAGCCCGACUCGCCCGCCGACUCCCCCGACGCCAGCACCCCCACCUCGCCUCAAGCACCCGCACAGAGACCCAGACUCAACCUCGCCAAGCGUACUGUUUCAGAGGCUCCCGCCGAGAACAACGCCGCUGCUUCAUCCAAGGCUUCGCCGUUCGGUGCUGCCCGUCCUAUCGACACCUCGGCCAGAGAGCAGGAGAUUGAGGAGAAGCGUAAGAUCGCAAUCCGUGAGAAGAAGGAGGCAGAUGACAAGGCUCGCGAGGAGAAGCGCGCCAAGGAGGCCGCUACCAAAGCUGAGAAGGCUGAGAAGGAGGAGAAGCCCGAGGGCGAGGACAGCAAGCAGUACGAGAUCCUGCGCCGUAUGGAUGAGGGUGACGAGAACGACAAGGAGGGCGUUGACGCUGAUGCUGAGGGUACCAUCACCGACGACAAGCAAGUGAAGCCCCAAGAAAUCACACGCGAGGCACCGGCCAAGGGCGGCGACUCAUGGAGAAAGACCGAGGAGCCUCAGACCACAGCCGAGACCAUGGAGGACGAUGGCUGGUCCACUGUCUCGGCCAAGACUAAGAACUUCAACCGCAGAGGAGGCAACCGCGCCAUGGCCUCGUAA
Molecule: messenger RNA, 1503 nt
Organism: Aureobasidium namibiae CBS 147.97
Lineage: Eukaryota; Fungi; Ascomycota; Dothideomycetes; Dothideales; Saccotheciaceae
Product: RNA-binding domain-containing protein
Exons: 6
Coding region: 1-1503 (500 amino acids)
Molecular function (GO): RNA binding
Source: RefSeq, a predicted model, not a curated record